This is a messenger RNA of Somion occarium, 1406 nucleotides long. The record is from the annotation of a GenBank genome assembly. NCBI's taxonomy places the organism in Eukaryota, Fungi, Basidiomycota, Agaricomycetes, Polyporales, Cerrenaceae.
AACUAGACGCAUGUUGAGCUCUCAUCCCAGGUUCUCAUCUCUGAACAUCUUGAAGCUUUGAAAUACCGACAUGCAUAAAGCCGUGGUCAUGCGGCGGCUCAGCAUAUCCCGUUUCUCACCCUUCCAUGGAUACCCCCCUGGAGAAAUUGAAAGUGUAUAGCUGCGGGCUGUUCAACAGUCUUCCACCUAGUAGAUCCCGAACAUUGGGGCAAGAUCGUCACGUAAAGCUAGCACCGUUGACUAAUGCUGUAGCCGAUGUUCCUACUGAGAAUACCUAUCUUUUUGACGGUCAAGGGCCGCCCAUUUCACUACCAUAUAGGACAAGUACUCGAGAUGUAUGGUUCUCAAUCGCCAUAGUCGGUACUACGUGCCUUCUUGGGGGAUCCAUCUUGGGCCGUACUCGGAUGUCACUACAAAGACGUCGGUUCGCACGAGGGUGUCUUUUAGGAACAUUCGUCGCAUACUCGGCCAAUAAGCUCUGUGGUGACGGCGGAUUUGGGUUUGCGAUGAAGACGCAGUUCAAAGAUCCAAACCUUAUGACGUAUUGGAAGGCCGCAAUGGCCACGAAAGAGUUGCUAAAAGAUGGCAGAGAUAUGAGUUCUGGGCUGAAUGAUUCUAUAUACUUCAGCUCACUCUUCAAUAUUCCUGAUUCUGAGUCUUGGAAAGACGUGAAGAUGGUAAGCCUGGAUGAUUUCCUCCAUGGCGUUGGGUGUAGUCCCACUACGAGAUGGCUCCUCUGCAAGAUUCUACGGCAGUUCUUUGUUGGAAAGGGGAUAUCUCCGGAAGACACCGAUCUUCUCAUAGCUCAUAUGAGUACCUUCACGGAUAUGAAGCGUUUGAACCGUAUUGAAAUGCUUAGCUGGCUAAACUACGCCACAUUCUUUGGCUUAGGACUGACGGCUUAUCCACUGUUGCCAGGACAGCUGUAUAUAUACGGUUGCAUUUGCUUUCUCUCGUUCUACAGUGGUGUUGUCGUCGGACCUGUUCGAAGACAUUACUUUUGGCGAUUCCCUGAACGUAUACGAGACAGGCGCACAGUCGGAUCUGUGCUUCGAGUUACAUUUGUGUGAUCGCGGAUACCCCCACGCCGCUUAUAAUACCCCAGUCGCUUUAUUACCCCACUGCUCAGUGUAACUUGCUGUCGCACUUCUGCUAUUUUGCCGUUCUCCACGUCGCUCCAUCUCUUGAAUACACUCCGCUCUUAUCAAAUACAUUCGAACAUCUUAUACCUCAAUGCGACAUUGCCUGUUGUGUUUUACAACUCACCUCAUCCGACCCUCGUAAAUACCAUUAAACCAGUCAUUUGUCCGACGACGGCCCGUAGACCAAGAAUUUUCAUAUGCUAUGCGAUCUCGUAGCAGUCCUACGCACUAAUCCCUCGACAGAAUUUUUAUGACGUCCAAUUA